CUCGGCUUUGACCAGUUCCAUGUCUCUGCCAGUAAUUAAAUAAAAGUCGGCAGCUGUUUUUUUACCGAAUAGUUAACUGUAAAUUAAGUGUUUUAGGUUCCAGUCUGUCCGAUUUCAGGAAACGUCUACUGUUGAGCAUUUAGAACUAUAACACGUGAAUGUACCUGACGAGCGAAAGUAUUUACGCAAGCUUUGUCCUGCUAAAUAGGGUUUAGUUGGUGCAAUCGUGCAAGACUAGGUAAAAAUGACAAACCCUUGGAAAACGAAUAAUAGCCUUCAAGUACUGGGGACGGAACCCUUGGGAGCGGGUUCAUUUGGCUCUGUUUGGAAAGCUCAGCAUGUUGAAGAUGAAAACGUUUAUGCCGUGAAACAAAUCAAUGUUGCUAAGGCGCUGAAGCAUUUUUCAACAUUUGAAAAAAUCAAGCGAGAAGUUGAAAAUCAUGGAAAAGUUCAAAGCACCUUUGUCCUCCGGUAUUAUACAUUUUGGUUUGAAUCUGGCGGUAAAAAGGUGCUCGAUCCGCCAUCCUCUCUUCAGACGCAACGCACUGAAUUUGACUCUUCAACCGCAAGCUCAUCCACAGCUUCCAGCUCUGGCUGGGAUGACCUUGAUGACGACAAUAGUCACGAUACCCUAAACCUGUUUAUUCACAUGGAAUUCUGUAAUUACAAACCCUUGACGGAAUUCCUACUUGAGAAUGAAACAUUCGAAAAACGAAGCAAGGAUUUGCCAAGAAUUCUUGAUCAUCUAUCCCGCGGUUUGGAAGCAAUCCAUGCUCAGAACAUAAUUCACAGGGAUUUAAAACCAGCAAACGUCAUCUGUGCAAAAUCCGCUUACACUGGAAAAACUCACUACAAAAUUGCUGAUUUUGGUCUUUCCGUGGUUAAUCAAGGCUAUGGCGAAGACGAAUCAAUAUUUGUGGACGAUUUGCUUGGGGAAUCCAUGCAAGAUUUAAAUUUGCGUGAAAACCCCUCAAUCAAAGGAACAUUAACAUAUCGAAGUCCAGAAAUGUUGGAGGGCGUACAGGAAGGAUAUACGGAAAAAACUGACAUUUUCUCCCUUGGUCUCAUAUUCUUGGAACUAAUCUGCCCCCAACUUUUAAACCGUGCCGUAAAAAUUCGCCUUUUUACAAAUUUACAAACUGGAACUAUUCGAUCACAAGAUAUUCCUGCAGAAUAUUUCAUAUUCUGUGGAUCUUUAUUGCAUAAUCAAAUACAAGUUGUGAAAAGAAUGUUGGAGAGAAGCGCCGGGACUAGGCCGAGUGCUACAGAAAUUUGCACCUUAACUCAGCAGCCGGUACAUUUUUCCAAAAUUCAAGAGCCGCAGAGUCCAAAUAAUUUUACUGGCAGAGAAAAAGCGCUAGAAAAGAUUUCUUCCAUUUUUAGCUACUCAUUUAAAGUCGUAGUAACCAGCGAAUUUCCCGGUAUGGGCAAAACUGCAUUAGUUUCCCACUUUGUGAAGGAAUACCUCAAAAAUCAACCAAACAUAAACUUGGUCUGGAUUAACACAAGGACAACGGCGAGUUCAAGUUUAACCGCUGAAAUUGAAGAACUUGCCCUAGAACUGGAUGUUGCCACCAGAGUUACGAGUCCCGUUCCAGUGGUGCGGGAAUCCGCACAUAUUUUUAACGACAUCUGUAGAAAAAUGAUGGAAACUUACGAUCCAAUUUUUGAAACUAUAUUUAUCAUUGACUCUGUAGCAGAUGAAGAUUGGAUUUUGAGAAUAACGCAUACCAACAAGGUUCCCGCGAUUUACAUAAUCGAUAGUGAAUAUUUCGCCAAGGCGGCUGAAGAUACGAUUGUGAAUAUCGGCCCAUUUUUGGAAGAAGAGUCAAAACGUUGUCUUUCCUUGGCAUGCGUUGGUCGUCAAGAAUAUCUGGAUUUCAGCGCCAUUUGUCGCGUAACUGAAAAUCACCCUGCAGCAAUCUCAAAAAUUUCAAAAAUUUUAAAAUUUCUACAAGAAAAUCUGCAAGAAGAUGAGAAAUCUGAAUGGAUUGGAAAGAUUGCUGAUGAUUUUAUUCGUACUUUGGCUCAAAUUAAACAGCAUGAAGAAUCAUUUGAAUGGAGUGAUUUUGAAUAUUUGCACGCUGCAAGUAUGGCGUUAGCGAUACAUUAUCUUAUUCAAAAUUCCCGCCUCCAUCCAAGUGGCAUCACCACAACUGCCAUCACCAUUUUACAGAUUUUAAAAUGCGUGGAUAAUACUGGAACCAGUUUGAACACCGUGCAAAAAUUAUGUCACGGAAUUAUCCCAAAUUUGAAGCAAGAUGAUUUGGACGCCGCUUUACAACUAUUGCGCCAUCUUGACCUGGUCGUCUUACCUGAAGAUUUUGUUGAAGCCGCGAAAAGUAUAUUCCAGAGUGUUCUUCGUAUUGAUAGGAUUCUUCCAGAUUUUUCUCAGGUUGAAACUUCUAAUGGGAUGAAAAUCCUUCAAGGGCUUGCGAAUUCAACCCGAACCGCUAUUAUGGACUCCCAAUUCUUUUGGUUAAUGACCCCAAACAAGAGUAAACAGGUGGUGGAAGAAUUUGCUGAUUUUGUCGUUUCACUCUGUCAACGGACCAAUAAUACGAGCUUGCAUGAAUUAUCAAAAAUACUACCCAAGAACUUGGAGAAUAUGAUAAACGAACUUUGGAGUUGGAGUAUCAGAUCAUAAAAUUACAUGAUCACGCUGGAGAAUUGGAUUUGGAAUUUGAAACAUAUUCAAAAUUAAAGAUUAAAUGUGACAAAAUUUUUAACGAUUCGAGAGAUGAUUUCCUGCUACAAAUUAACACCCAGUUUGCUUGCCAUCUUGGACGAUGUGGAAAAACUUCCCAAGCCCUGGAAGCCUUUAAAGCGAAUCUUGCCCUUCUGGAGGAAUCUUCCUCAGAAUUGCGGGAUGAUCGUGCAAUCAUGGCUACAAAAAGCUAUAUCGCAUCCCUUUUAGUUGAAUUGGAUCGUUUCCUGGAAGCUGAACAAGUUUACAAUGAAGUUUUGCACUGGCGUGAAAUCAACCUUGGAGAGAAUCAUUUUGUAACAUUGAAUACGAAAGGGGACCUCGCAAAAUUGUUGCUGCUUCAAGAUAAACACGCCCAAGCUAAGGAUAAGUUGGAGGAAGUUAUAGCCCAAAAGUUGGAAGCUUAUGGGCAAGAUAUGGCCGCCAUAGAGGAUAUUUUAAACACCAAGAGAGACCUGGCUGUUUGUUACGUUGGUCUAGGGGAAAGAAAGAAAGCUCGAGUUCUAUUUAGGGACGCAUAUCUAACAUACAAGGCCAGUCUUGGGAUCGAUCAUCACGUGACCCAGAGUGCUAAACAGUUUCUGGACACAUUGAACGCGGCAAAAAGUGAGUGGAAACUUGCGAAAAGAUGAAUUUAUAUAAUAUAUUAAGUACGCUGGAUCAAAAUUCUUGUGAAAGACAUAUGAAUAUAAAAUAUUGUGCUAAUAACAAAGUCCUGACAGUUUAGUAUGUCAGCGUUAACACAUUAACCCUAUUCGAUCAUUAUUAUACACAUUCGGUGGAUGAAGAUUUAUAUUUUUUUUUGUAAUUGGGAAAAGCCGUUAGAUUAUUAUUAUAUAGCGAAAUAGAAAUACUUAUAAGCAUACGUUUAUAUAUAUUAUAUCUCCUUACGUUGCAUAAUAAUGCUUUGUAGUGAAUUAAUAAACAUAUGUACACAUACAUUCUACAUCGUCGCAGGAUAGUAGUAUCUAACAUUCAGGAUAAUAGUUAACAUACGAUGUUUGCAUCGUUUUUGCAGAAUUUAGGGUCAACUGAUACGAACGAUUUACAAUAAGGGUGUUAAUUCAUAAGGGUGUCAUUCAAAUUCAUCAAAAUUAGUUAAAGAAAAAAGCUGCGGUUAAACACCGUAAAAGUCGUAUGCUUAUUAAUUCGAGUUUUAAUUGCAAAAUUUUACAAGUCUUAACUUCGUAACUUACGAGGAAUACGAAGAAUACGAAGCAAUCAUGAAUACCCUUAAUGCAAGUUUGAAUUUAUUACGACACAAAUUGUAUAUCAAGUAUUACUUUAUACGGUGUAUUUUACACAUACAUACAUACCUAGUCGUUUACACUCAAGUGUCAAUGACAUACAGCUUUAUUACCUUUGUAGUUCUCAACUUAGCAAUUUUUGACUAAUUUUACCGAAAAGCCAGAUAAAUUUCAAUUCAAAAACAAUUUUUAGUCUUAAAAAUUUCCUCCUCCUGCGUCAAUGCUACGCUAAAGAAAACAUGACCACUCCUCGAUGGAAUUACGCACAGAUUCCAGGGGCAUUUUGUGGCAUUCGGGGGUCAGAAAUUUUUUCCAAGCCUCCGUACUUCUACGGGGUUUAGAACACACCUUUGCUCCUAACUUUGACCAUUUUUCAUAUUCCGGUGAUUCAAAUCCAGCAAGGAUGAUGACCAUUUCUGAUUGUAGAUAAAGACCGGAAUUUGUUUUUUUAGCUACGCUUGGGUCAUUUUUUGCACUAUAAAUUCGUGUUGAGCCCUGCUGCGAGGUCCUAUCGAUUCCAUUGAAUUGGAUCUCACUUAGGGGAUGUACCACGGACUCAAAAACGUAUUUUAAGAAAUUUAAUUCCCCCACCUCCCCCCAAUUUUCAGCAAAAUGUAGAGAAAUUAGCCCAAUUAGCUCCCACCUGCCAAAAUCAUUAAAAAACCUAGAUAAUGUGACUUUCUGACCCUUUGUCUAUAUUGGGGGAUGUCUCUGACCGAUUUUGCGCAGAUUAGGACAAUUCACUUGUUAAAAUAUUUUUCCGAUGUGAAAAUCUCCUCAUUUGUAAAAAGAAUCCUGCUCACUUUUUUGGAGCGUAACGCUUGAGGUGACGCCUGCAUUUAUUUAAUCUGGUUUUCCUUUGAGGUACGAUCAAGAUGUGGCAAGUACCACAUUUCAAAGCCUUAAGCCUAACCUACAAUUUGAGCACUCAUUGGAUAAUUUUCAUUGACACUGUCAGCAGUGAGCCCGGUUUCCGUUGGAAUUUCGUGAAUUUCUUCGGAUUCCAGGCUUGAGAGGCUUCACGAUGGGUGUGGUCUUUGGAGGUUUUCAAAAAAUUCUUCUUCGACUGUUCUUAGUCGAUUCGGUCCCCAUGAACGUUUUUAUACUCCGUUGGGCUAAAUUAAAGCACACCUUUGACUUUUUCAACACAUGUCAAAUUCACUAUUUUUCUUAGAUUUUUUUUGUGAAAAACUAUCGCCGCCCGCUUCCCUUCAAUUUCCUAUAUAUUUAUCCAGAUGUUCAAAAAUUACAAAGUCCAUAGUGAAUCAUAAUGUAAACAGCAUGACGAAUCUAAUGCACUUAUCAGAUUUUAAUUUUGCGGCGUAGGUUUUUAGCAAUCAGCUAUUGACACUUGAGUGUAUACGACUAGGUACAUAUGUAGGUACAUAAUGUAUAGUUUGCACAGGUAGUAUGGACACAUAUAUAUGUAUAUAUGUGCUUACUUGUUUACUAUUUCCCAGUAAUAUAUAUAUAUACCGAGGACCUAAAUUGUUAAGCUCUCCGUAAUCGCUAACUAAAUGUCAUGUAUUCAUUCUGAACAUUCACCAGUAGAAAUUUAAGUUAUUUACUAAUUUAUCAUAAAUGAACCUUAAUAUAUAUUCAAUAUUAUAUCUUGUGCCUAAAAUACUCAAAGCCGACUUCCUAAUUUAAUAUAUUACUCCAGAAGAUUCUGUGAGCGGAAAGAAUUAGAAAAAUGAUAUUACGAUAUUGAUAUUGAUAUUAUGAGGGAAGAAUCUGGUAUUUUAUGAAAUGAAAUGUAUUUGAAUUCAAUGCUCAACAUACAGAAGAAAAAAAUCAAACAAUUCGUUUAAAAAUUGACCUCAAUUUUCUGAUUAAGAGAGGUAAUCGGUAUACCUUUGUCGUGUUAUUAAAAUUAGAAAACUAACUUUGCUGUAAUAUGGAAAACCAGUUUUUAACUUAAUACCUUAUAUAAUAUUAUAUAAUAAUUUAUAAUAUUAGGUAAUAUUUUAUGCCUUAAAUUGUGGCGAACUGAAAAAUAAUCAUAUUCUAACUACCCAUAGAUAAAAUGUUACCAUUGUUUUUCGGAAAGAGAUUGUACGGAAUAAUUUAUAAGACGUGUCCAGACUUUGAGCUUGAGGAAAGAAAAAUAAAUUUAUAAAAUAAUAGGA
This is a messenger RNA of Folsomia candida, 6083 nucleotides long. RefSeq lists its product as uncharacterized. The coding region runs from base 245 to 2647 and encodes 800 amino acids. The record is from RefSeq and is a predicted model, not a curated record. Gene Ontology annotation, molecular function: protein kinase activity; ATP binding. The transcript has 4 exons. Gene Ontology annotation, biological process: protein phosphorylation. NCBI's taxonomy places the organism in Eukaryota, Metazoa, Arthropoda, Collembola, Entomobryomorpha, Isotomidae.